Molecule: messenger RNA, 215 nt
Organism: Eimeria tenella
Lineage: Eukaryota; Apicomplexa; Conoidasida; Eucoccidiorida; Eimeriidae
Exons: 1
Source: RefSeq, a predicted model, not a curated record
GCGCUGUUGCGGACCCGCGAGUGCACUUGCUGUUUCACCGGGGGCUGCCGCUGCGGGGCGAAGCCUCGGGGCGAAAAGGCAGCAGCAAAAAGGGAGGAGACAGCAUCUUUUCCUUCACUUUGUCUGCCUUUGGGCCCCCCAAGGCUGCCGACUCCGCCUGCCUUCCCCCCUUCAACAUCGGGGCCAUUGCCCAGCACUUCCACGGCCUUCUGCAG